This is a messenger RNA of Zophobas morio, 948 nucleotides long. RefSeq lists its product as uncharacterized. The transcript has a single exon. The coding region runs from base 1 to 948 and encodes 315 amino acids. Gene Ontology annotation, molecular function: catalytic activity. The record is from RefSeq and is a predicted model, not a curated record. NCBI's taxonomy places the organism in Eukaryota, Metazoa, Arthropoda, Insecta, Coleoptera, Tenebrionidae.
AUGGCGCAAAUAAACAAAAUACCGCUCACCAAAAUGGUGACACAACACAGGUUCCUACAAGUGAAUCUAAACAGAUCAGCCAUGGCCAUGGCACUUAUGAGAAAGACCAUAGAGGAAAAAAAUAUAGAUCUGGUGCUAGCCCAAGAGCCAAAUAUAAAGGCACUGGGAACAAGUGAUAUAUACUGUGAUACUAAACAAGAUGCUGUGAUAAUAGUCUGUGAUAUUUUCAAAUCGAAUGUGAGUGAAUGUGGAAAAGGGCCAGGCUAUGUGUGGGUCCGAAUAGAAGAUACUCUGUAUUAUUCGUGCUAUUUUUCUCCCAACAAGAGCAAUCAACAAUUUUUGUGCUUUCUAGACAAGUUACAGAGAGAUAUAAAAGGAAAAAAAAAUACAAACAAAAUGAUAAUUUCGGGGGAUCUAAAUGCUAAAUCUAAAACAUGGGGAGCUAAAUACACAGACAGUAGGGGGAAGAUACUAGAAGAAUUUAUAGCCGAGGCAGGGCUUUGGAUAAUAAAUGUUGGCAAUAGACCAACAUUCCAAACUGAAAGAGGAUCGUCGGUCAUCGAUAUUACACUAGCCACAGAAAUGGUCGCGAAAGAAAUCUCGAACUGGUAUGUAGAUACAGACAGCGAGAACUUAAGUAACCACAAUAACAUCUUCUAUACAAGGAAUAAACAGACAAAAAGAAUCCAAGAACCGGAAAAAACUAAUAGUUGGAUACUAAAUACAGCAGGGUUAGAAAAAAUAAAAAAACAAAUAGCCGAAUACUGGGAUUUUCCAAUAAAUGCUGACUUAAACGAGAAAGUGAAAUAUUUAAGAGAGACUAUAAAAGAAGUGUGCAAUAAUUCCCUGAGUAAGACAAACAAAAGCAAAAGAAGGCCACCAGUUUACUGGUGGAAUGCAGAAAUUGCGGAGCUAAGAAGAACCACCAUAAAAAGAGACGAGAAAUGA